Molecule: messenger RNA, 2526 nt
Organism: Brettanomyces nanus
Lineage: Eukaryota; Fungi; Ascomycota; Pichiomycetes; Pichiales; Pichiaceae
Exons: 1
Coding region: 1-2526 (841 amino acids)
Biological process (GO): intracellular protein transport; vacuole fusion, non-autophagic; endosomal transport
Cellular component (GO): lysosomal membrane; cytoplasm; endosome
Molecular function (GO): actin binding
Source: RefSeq, a predicted model, not a curated record
AUGCCAUCAAGUCCAAGUUUGGGUUGGGAGCGUCUUCAGAAUGUGUUUUAUCGAUCGAGACCUUGCUUUGAGCUCAAUUGCACUCCCAAUUCAGAAGUAGAUCAAAACUCCAACAAUGUUGGGUCCUUCCCGUCUUCGUUGGAAGAUUACAUGGUAUCGAUUGGUCCUUAUGCAUCUCACAUUGCUCUCUAUGAAAGAUCUGGGGCUCAUUAUGCCAAACCAACAAGAUCUAUCGACAUCUAUUUGGGGUCCGGUAACCUUGUCUGUUCACUUCCAUGGCUUGUUUCUAUUGGUGAAAUAGUGGCCUUAGGGUGGAGAUCCGAUUGCUCAUUAAUUGUGGUGAUGAGAUCGGGAAAAUGGCGUAUCUACCAUAAACUUGACGGCGAUUUUGAUGAGUAUGACUUGCAAUCUGAUGAUGAUUUGCUAGAUGUUCGGUUCUGGGAGAAUGGAUUCAUGGCCAGAUUGGCCAACAAUACUUUUACAGGUGUUCUUGAUUACGAUAAACCCAAGUCUGUGAGUCUUGAGAUGUUGGCUCCUGAAGAACAGGCGGUUGAAUUACAUGGUUGGGAUGUGAUUUCACCCAAUGCUAACCAUUCUGUCGACAUUAUGGUGGGUAUCAAUGACUCUGUUAAUCUAUUGAAGGAUAGCAAUACUUCUCUUGCGAAGGGACCCUACGAUAUCGUGUCGUUACCCCCAAAUAAGGAACUUGUGGCACUAUAUUCGCAUGAAUCAAGAGAGAUUACUAUAGCUACUGCCGAUUUGAAGAGGACUUUGAACAUUUUCAAGAGCGAUAACGAAUCAAUACCUCUACAACUGCAAUGGUGCGGUAACGAUGCGGUUAUAGUUUCAUAUAAGGAUGAAAUGAAGUUAGUGGGACCAUCAAAGGAUUCUCUAGAUUUCUAUCUAGAUUUCCCAGCCAUCCUACAUUCAGAACCUGAUGGCCUUUACUAUCUCUGCGGAAAUAAGCUUAGUUUUAUCUCCAGAGUCAAACCAGUUACCCUUGAAACGUUUAAGAUUGGUUCAACUGCACCUUCGGCCAUUCUAUUGGAUGCAAUGGACUUGUUGGAUCAACAUAGUCCCAAAGCCAACGAGAACCUAGAGAUCAUCAGUGAUUUUCUUGUUGAAGCGGUUGAUGGAUGUAUUCGAGCUGCCGCAGAAGAAUUUGAGCCGUAUUGGCAGAAAAAGCUACUUAAUGCUGCCAGUUUCGGUAAAACCACUAUUGAUUUGUAUAAUUCCGAGGAAUUUGUCGAGACCUGCAACUAUUUGAGGGUUCUAAACAUUGUCAGACAGCCAGAGAUAGGUAUGUUUAUUACCUAUACGCAGUUUCUAACACUGGGGGCCCAGAAUCUUAUAAAGAUCUUGCUUCUACAUAAGGAACAUUUCUUAUGUCUCAAACUUGCGGACUUUCUUGACUUGCCCAAAGGUGAUAUCCUUUUGAACUGGGCAGAUUGUAAAAUCAAAACUGCAGGCGAUUUGAAUGAUGAACAGUUGGCCAAUAUCAUCAUCAAAAGACUUGCCAAAAAGCGGAUCUCGUUUGCGUCGAUUGCAGAAGUUGCGUACCAAGAAGGACGAAAAGUUCUUAGUAUCAAGCUUCUAAAUGAAGAGAUUGAAACGGCAAAGUCGAUCCCAUUACUUCUUGAGAUGGAUCAAGAUGAUUAUGCGUUAGUUAAAGCAGAGGAUGACAUGGAUGUUGACUCCAUCCUUUACGUUCUCCUUACUCUUUACAACAAGUUGAACGUGGCAGAUUUCUUCAAGAUACUCGAUGGAAAGCCUAACUCUACUGGCGUGUUCAAAGCCAAUUUGGUGAAUAUGGAUCAAAAUUUAUUGUACAAUUAUUAUUAUCAGGAUGACUUUAUACCAGGACUAGCAGAGUUGGAUCUUAAAAACUUCUUUGACAAAGACUCCAAUGGAGGUUCUCUAGAAGCUAAGCGUGUGGACCUUCUUAAGGCGUCUAGAUUACUACUAAGAUCGAAAUCAACGAAUGACGACGGACAGAGAUUGAAGGACGAAGUGAAAUUGGUGGAAGCUCAAGAUAAGCUUCAUCAGGAUGAGAUCAUGCCCACAAGCAGGUAUGAACCCGUUAUGAAAACCAUUGAGAGAAUUAUCUUGGUGGAUUUACGAAAGGCCAUCCGGUUCCAGAAAACGCAUAAAGUUCCAGAUAGACAGUUCUACCAUAAAGUAGUGAAAACCUUGGCACCUAUUCCAGAGAGAAGACAUGAAUUGUACGAAUUUGCAACGUCAAAGAAGUCCCCGAUUGGUUACGAACCUUUCUAUUUGGAACUGCUUAAAGUUGGUGACAAACGACAAGCCGCUAUGUACGUAAAGCUAUGCACAGACAUCUCAUAUAAAGCCAGAGUGCACUGCUAUCUCAAGUGCGACGAUUUCAAAAGUGCUGUUGAAGAAGCAGCCAAAAAGAAGGAUUCGGAUUUGUUGGAGGCGAUCAAGUCUCUCACAGAUAAUCAGGUAUAUCUAAGGUUAAUUGACGAUAGUCUGGAAACCAUCACAGGAGCAGGACGAUUUGGCUAG